GCCUCACCCGCAACCAACCGGACACUAAAAUGGAAGCCACAAAGGGCUGAGGCGAAUCGAUGCCUUCUCCCUUCACUCUCCAUAAAUAGUAGACUGAGCGCAGGCCGCCAAGCACCACGUCGCCCUCCCAGUCCCAGCCGCUGCUUCCCUCCGCCAUCGCCGGCUAUUAAGGAGACCUGAUUCGUCCGCAUCCUGACUUGGCCUUUUGGAUCCGAUUCGGUUUUCUCAUCUGCUCGUUGUCAGGUCGAGGAAGCCAGUUGGCCCAGGGGACAUUCUAUGGCAUCGGAGGAUGUGGUCGGGAAGAGCACAGGGGAGUCGGCGGUAAACACGAUCGUGAACUUAGCUGAGGAGGCAAAGCUCGCGAGGGAGGGCGUCAAGGCACCUGGCCACGCGAUCCUUAGCAUCUGCAAAUCUCUCGUGGCGGGAGGUGUCGCUGGAGGAGUAUCAAGAACUGCUGUUGCUCCACUGGAACGGCUGAAAAUUUUACUUCAGGUCCAAAAUUCUCGCAAUAUUCAGUAUAAUGGAACAAUUCAAGGCCUUAAGUAUAUAUGGAAAUCAGAAGGUUUCCGAGGGCUAUUUAAGGGCAAUGGAACCAACUGUGCACGUAUUGUUCCAAAUUCUGCUGUUAAAUUCUUUAGCUAUGAACAAGCUUCAAGUGGAAUUCUGUGGGCUUACAGGCGACACUCUGGCAAUGAAAAUGCUCAGCUUACUCCUGUGAUGCGGCUUGGAGCUGGAGCUUGUGCUGGAAUUAUUGCAAUGUCUGCCACUUAUCCUAUGGACAUGGUUCGUGGCAGAAUUACGGUGCAGACAGAAAAAUCCCCCCGCCAGUACCAAGGAAUGUUUCAUGCUUUAGGAUCUGUCUAUAGGCAAGAAGGUUUUCGUGCUCUUUACAGAGGCUGGCUUCCAUCAGUCAUUGGAGUGGUCCCAUAUGUAGGCCUCAACUUUGCCGUCUAUGAAUCUCUGAAGGACUGGAUGCUCAAAACCAACCCAUAUGGUAUUGUCAAAGAUUCCGAGCUGAGUGUCAUCACACGGCUUUCAUGUGGAGCGGUAGCUGGAACUGUUGGCCAGACCAUUGCCUACCCUCUCGAUGUAAUCAGGCGAAGAAUGCAAAUGGUGGGUUGGAAGGAUGCUGCCCCUGUUGUCACAGGUCAUGGGAAGAGCAAAGCACCCCUGGAGUAUAAUGGAAUGGUCGAUGCCUUCAGGAAGACGAUCCACAACGAAGGUUUCGGUGCAUUAUACAAGGGUCUUGUCCCCAAUUCUGUGAAGGUGGUGCCGUCGAUUGCGAUUGCAUUCGUGACAUACGAGGUGGUGAAAGAUGUUCUCGGAGUAGAAAUGAGAAUAUCAGACUGACAUAGUUCCAACUGAUGUUGAAGAAUAAAAUGUAUUCUCAGGAAAGUAAGUGAGGUUAAUGUAUUCUCACGAUAGCUAGUGAGGUUAAUCUUACGUAUCGACAAUCUUUUAUUGGUGAUAUAUUAAGACUAUGCAAACAUUUUUUCUUUUUCAA
Messenger RNA from Zingiber officinale, 1504 nucleotides. RefSeq names its product mitochondrial adenine nucleotide transporter ADNT1-like. The record is from RefSeq and is a predicted model, not a curated record. The transcript has 8 exons. Lineage: Eukaryota; Viridiplantae; Streptophyta; Magnoliopsida; Zingiberales; Zingiberaceae. Gene Ontology annotation, biological process: transmembrane transport. Bases 277 to 1350 code for a protein of 357 amino acids.